AUGGAUAGGUUAGUCUACAGAGUAAACAAUGACAGUGUUAAGUCCCUGUGUGAUAAUGUAUUUGACUCACUGACUGAUUUGUCUUGCAGUGAUUUAAGUAAUCCUGUUAUAAUAUUGGGCCUGUUAAAGAAAAUAGACUUUUAUAUAUUGGAGCCAGCAAAUUAUAUAUUAAAAUAUACAAAAGGUCACCCAUCACAAAACGAAAUAACUUUAGUAGAGAAUACAACAGACGAUGAGCUUAACAUUAAAAAUUAUAAAUCACUUUAUUUAUUUAUACUAUUAAAUGCAGUAAGGAAGAAAUUAACAGAGACAAUAAUUAAUACACAUAGUGUAAUAAAUAAGGAACUGCAUGAAUAUUUUAUAAUAAAAAAUAAAAUAAAACACAGUACAGAAUAUAAUACACAUAGUGUAAUAAGUACUGAACUAAACUUAAAAAAAGAAAAUAUUUUAAAGAUAAUUAAAGAAGAAUUAUUAAGUGCACUAAAUAUAAGCUACAAUGACCACAAAGUAAAAUCAACCGGCAAUGAAAAUAUAAUUAUUACUAGCACAGAAGAUAAUACACAUAGUGUAAUAAGUGAUAGUAAUAUAGAACAUAAUACACAUAGUGUAAUAAAUAAUCAAGAUAUACUUACUACAGAAGAUAAUACACAUAGUGUAACAAGUGAUAGCAAUAUAGAACAUAAUACAAAUAGUGUAAUAAGUGAUAGUACUAUGCCUAGUGCAUUACUUAAUAUGCAUAGUACAGAAGGUGAUAGUACUGCAUCUUGUACAGAAUAUAUUACGCAUAGUCCAAUAACUAGUGGUACUAAUACAGAAAGUGAGUAUAUAAUGCCAAUAGAAGUAGAUGACAGCUACUUUGAAGAAAAAAAACAAAAAACAACAAAAAAUGAAGAAUUACUUAAAAAGGAAAAUAUUAAUUUAAUAAUACAUAAAAAUAACGGCAAAACCAAAAAUACCAUAAAAAACACAGACAAUGAAAUAAUUAUAUUCUUAUUAUUAGUUAUUAUGUUUAUAUUAAUAAGUUCUGCAUAUAUUUGUAGAGAGACAUUAUUUGGUUAUAUAAGACCAACUUAUUAUAUAUUUGAAUAAAUUAUUAC
This is a messenger RNA of Nematocida parisii ERTm1, 1097 nucleotides long. RefSeq lists its product as uncharacterized. The record is from RefSeq and is a predicted model, not a curated record. NCBI's taxonomy places the organism in Eukaryota, Fungi, Microsporidia. The transcript has a single exon. The coding region runs from base 1 to 1089 and encodes 362 amino acids.